CGGACGGGCGGAGCAGCAGACCGGCAGGGCGGAGGCGCAGUCUGCACCAUGGCGUAUCCCGGGCACCCUGGCGCGGGCGGAGGGUACUACCCAGGCGGGUAUGGUGGGGCUCCUGGAGGGCCUUCGUUCCCUGGACAAACUCAGGAUCCGCUAUAUGGUUACUUUGCUGCUGUGGCUGGACAGGACGGACAAAUUGAUGCUGACGAAUUGCAGAGAUGCCUAACACAGUCUGGCAUUGCGGGGGGAUACAAGCCUUUUAACCUGGAGACUUGUCGUCUUAUGGUUUCCAUGUUGGAUAGAGAUAUGUCUGGCACGAUGGGGUUCAAUGAAUUCAAAGAGCUCUGGGCUGUGCUGAAUGGCUGGAGACAACACUUCAUCAGUUUCGAUAGCGAUAGGAGUGGCACCGUGGAUCCCCAGGAGCUGCAGAAGGCCCUGACGACUAUGGGAUUCAGGUUGAGCCCCCAAACUGUGAAUUCAGUUGCAAAGCGGUACAGCACCAGCGGGAAGAUCACUUUUGAUGACUACAUUGCCUGCUGCGUCAAACUGAGGGCUCUCACAGAUAGCUUUCGCAGACGGGAUUCGGGUCAACAAGGAGUUGUGAAUUUCUCGUAUGAUGAUUUCAUCCAGUGUGUCAUGACCGUCUAACUCAAGAGGAAGCUGUCUGAAUAUAUUCAACAUUCCAACUGGAACCGGCCCUUGCUUCCUCUCUGCCUUCAGUGCUGUGUGCAGACCCCACCGACAGACACUCCCUGACAACCGUUGAACGGGAUUAUGACUUUAUAGAGAACCAUAGCUUCAUUUUUCAUUUUGAUAAUAAAUUCCUUUGAAGUUUAAUGAUAUAAAAACAAGUCUGUUAUACCAGUCAGAACCUCCUGAGCCAUUAUCAAUCAUGCCUUAUUUUCCUGCUAACCCUCUUUUAUAUAAAGUAUGCAAAAUGUUUAACAUAUAUUACAUCUUUUCUUGUGAUAUAUGAAAUGUUUUCAUCUUAGCUGUUAUUGUUUCUUUCCCUGAAGAAUGUGGUUAAAGUUUGUGUGGGGUAUUUUUAAGUGGCAUACAUCCACAGUUGGGCAAAACAAGCCAAUGAACCUGGCAGUCCACAUACUAGAAAGUCUAAGUUUUACCACUUACUUAUUGAAAGCCUUAUGACUUUGACAGAGAUAUUGAAUGGUUACUGUCUGCCUCCUAAACACCUAUAGAUCAUGAGGGGCAAAUACUGUCACCAAGUUCUUCUUUGCCAUCUUCCCCAAACUUUUGUUAAUUAUACUUAAAGAUCUUGAAUACUGUCAGCUUAAAUUGUCAGAAAAAGACUAAAGGGAAAUAAGAAUAUAUUAACUGUUUAUUUUUGACUAAUAAGAUUCUAGAUGACUUUAAUUUCCUUUAUAUAUUUCUGUAUCUCCCAAAUUUUUAAUAAUGUGCAUGCUUUCAUUUUACAACCAGAUGUCAGGAGAGGAGAGACAGCUCAGCAAUACUCAUGUACUGCUCUUAUGGAGGACUAAAGUCCCCAGCGCCCAUGUUGGGUGACUUACUACUGCCUCAGACCCCAAGGGCACCUUCAUUUCAUCUGCAGAUAUCCCAGUGCAAACAUGCAUGCAUACACACAAUUAAAAAGUAAUAAAGAAUAAGUAAAAUCAAGCAGGCAGGUUUUAUUUUAAAAAUUGUUGGCAUUCAUUUUUGAAUGUCAUUUGCUCAUGAUCUUUAACACAAGAAAGGAACUGAAAUGAACAUCUCAAUUAAUGAUCUAGCUUUAACUACAGGGAGUAGGGGCUUCCUUCCAACUCAGUUUCCACGUAUUCUCUAAUAGCUUAUUAAGUUUUACACACACACACACAGAGGGAGAGAAAGAGAGGGGGAGGGGGAGGGAAGGGGAGGAAGAGAGAGAGAAGAGAGAGAAAGAGAGAGAGGAGAGAGAGAGAGAGAGAGAGAGAGAGAGAGAGAGAGAGAGAGAGAGAAUUUUUUCCAAAUGUUUAAUCAUUUGGCUUGCUGGAAAUGCCUUACUAUAUAUGUGCCUCGGACAUUUUAGGCAAUGACAGUACACUCAGUGUCCCUAUCUUUGAAAAGCGAAGACUAAUUACCAUUGAAGUAGUUCUGAGUAUGCAAAGGUAUAUUUGUAUAAAAAGUAUCCCCAGUGUUUUGUUGUUACAGUUUGGCAGCUAACAGUGGUAAGUCUUCUCGCCCUAGCAAUGUAUCUGUCUUGUUUCUGGCACAAUGUGAAUCUGACCAUCCAAGUAAACGAUUCACUUACAGCUGGUGAAAUAAACAUUCCAUAAGCACCUUCA
Messenger RNA from Mus caroli (Ryukyu mouse), 2276 nucleotides. RefSeq names its product sorcin (gene Sri). The record is from RefSeq and is a predicted model, not a curated record. Gene Ontology annotation, molecular function: calcium ion binding. Lineage: Eukaryota; Metazoa; Chordata; Mammalia; Rodentia; Muridae.